Messenger RNA from Corylus avellana, 950 nucleotides. Lineage: Eukaryota; Viridiplantae; Streptophyta; Magnoliopsida; Fagales; Betulaceae. The record is from RefSeq and is a predicted model, not a curated record.
UUUGUUUAAUUCUUACUCUGCAAACCAGCUUGAUACAAGGGCUUCUUCAGCCGUAAAAGCGAUAUGGUGCUUACGGAUUUCAAUGGAGCUGGUGUCGGAUUUGGUUUCGGCGUCGGUUGUGGUUUCGGAGUUGGAUGGGGUUUCGGAGGAAUGCCUUUGAAUUUCUUGGGCAUCGGCGCGGGUGGAGGCUGUGGGAUUGGAGUAGGCCUUGGAUGGGGCUUUGGCACUGCCUUUGGGAGCAAGUAUCGAUCAUCUAGGGUCGCGUUUCAGGGCACUGAAUUCAGCAAAAGGGAUCAAACUGAUGCAACAUUCAAAGAUGUAUCACAAAGCACCCAAGAAGUUGCCCAGCACAAAUCAAAGAAAGAUUGCUGGCUUGUCGUCAAAGGCAGAGUGUUGAACGUGACAAAGUUUCUGGACGAGCACCCGGGAGGAGAAGAGGUGCUGAUAGAGUCUGCAGGUAAAGAUGCGACAAAGGACUUCGAGGUUGUUGGACACAGCAAGGCAGCUCAAAACUUGCUCCGAAAAUACCAAGUGGGUGUUCUUGAAGGAUACACAGUCCAAGACGGAGACGCCAAGGAAGUCCCCUACAACGAAUCCAAGAAGAAAGAGAUGACUGCUUUUGUGAUCAAGGAUGACGGAAAGGCCACGUAUGCGGGUUUCCUCGAGUUCUUCGUCCCGCUCUUGGUUGCCGGCUCCUAUUUCUGUUACAGAUACCUUAACAGAGCAGCCCAGAUCAUGAAUUAGUUCAUCUUUUGUCUAAUUCAACCACUGCCCAUUAUCAUCUAUGUCGUCUACUUUUUCUUUUUGUUUUUUUUUUUUAAGGUUUAUUGAUUGUCGCCUAUAUAUAUUGGCAGAAUUUCUUGGGUCAACCUUACCUGCCAGAAUCUGUUUCAUUUGUUUGGCCCUUAAUCUAUUUACGUUGGUUAAAAAUAAGAUGAAUAUUGAAACUA